Messenger RNA from Ichthyophthirius multifiliis, 1701 nucleotides. Its product is annotated as leucine rich repeat protein. Lineage: Eukaryota; Ciliophora; Oligohymenophorea; Hymenostomatida. The transcript is spliced from 2 exons. The record is from RefSeq and is a predicted model, not a curated record. Gene Ontology annotation, molecular function: protein binding.
AUGUCGACAAUAAGAAAACCAAAUAAAUAAAUGUAUGAUUUUCAUACUUUAUUUUGGAAAAAAAUCGAGGAAGAACUUCGAAUUUUUACUCUUUUAGAAAAGCGUCCUAAACGCGAACUUCCUCUAUAUGAACUUCGUCCUGACGAUUUAAACAUAGAUUUAUAAAAAGUAAAAUAAUGGAGUGAAUAAACUGAAUAAAUAUAUAAUUAAUUACUAGAAAAUGGUUACGCGGAUUUUAUUUGCAAUAAAGAAUACCUUCGGGAGGUAUUUUUAGACUUAAAAUUUAAUAGAUAAUAUAUAAAUUGUAUGGACAAAGAACUUUUAAACUUAAAGAAUUUGAAAAUAUUAGAAUUAAAUUAAAAUUUAAUCACCACUAUAGAAAAUAUACCACCUUAAUUAUUAGAAUUGCAUUUAUUUUAAAAUCACAUUUCUCAGAUUUCUAUUUAAAUGAAACCUUCAAAAAGCCUCCUUUUCUUAGGUUUAGGCUUUAAUAAAUUAAAUGAUAAUUAGAUUACUAAUAUACCUAAGUUUUUCCCUAAUUUAGUCUGUUUAGAUAUCUCAAAUAAUCUUUUAGAAGAUAUAUAAAACUUACUUUCCGUAGUUUGCAAUUUAAGUAGUUUAAAAAUGCUUUGCGCAUAUGGAAAUCCUAUAUGUUUGCUUUCUAAUUAUAAAAAAGGACUAAUUCAUGCCUUAAUAAAUCUAGAAUACUUAGAUAACGAAAAAAUCAUAAAAGGAGAAAUAAUAGAGGAUGAGAAAAUAUAAUAAUAAAUAUAAGAAAUUCCCGAAGAAAGCUAAUUAGACGAAGCUGCGAAUACAUAAAUUUUAUAAAAUUAAAUUUAAUAAUAUUCAGGAAAAUCUUAAAAAUAAAUAAAAAUCCGUUUUAAAAUUGAUACAUUAGAAAACCUACCUGAAGGUAUAGUUUUAGAUAAAUAAGCUUUCCCGAAAGCCGAAUAAUUCCCUGAAUAAUUUCAAACCUAGGCCAAAUUUGAAAUUCCUUCGGAAAUUCCUGAAAUAAACCAUAAUUUGACUGGCAAAGCUAUUUCUGAGGAAAUUUGUAAGGACGAGGAUUAUUUUAGAUUGGAUAUGAAAGUUGAUUUUAUAGAAGAAUUUCCGGUAAAUAUUUAAACUAAAGAAAUGCUUAAUAAAGGUAUUAUUUGUAGAAUUUACAAAACUGAACCUUUAAUGGAAAAUAUAGAAAAUUAGGAAGAAAAAUAGGUCAAAAUAGACCCAUAGACUGGUUUUCCUGAAGAGAGUACUGCUUUUGUGGGUUUAUUUAGGCUAGAUUUAUAAAAAUGGAACUCAGAUGGGAAUAUGCCGAAGGUUUUGAAGUAUAAGUACCCUAUUUUUGAGGAAAAUAUACUGAAAGUGCCUGAAUUUUUCUUUCCUAUUGAAAAUGAGUAGAAAUUGAUUAAAAAAAAUGCUGAAAAAAUUAAUUUAAUGCUAAAAUAACAAGAAGAGUCUGAAAAACCAAUUGAAACAGAAGUUCUAGAUCCUAAAAAAAAAGAUAAUAAAAAAAAAGAAGUAAAAAAACAAGAUAAAAAACCUUAAAAAAAAACAGGAAAAGAUGAAGAAAAACCAAGAGUUGUACCCAUUUCAAGUUUUCCGGUUUUUUAGAGAUAAUAGGUUUUUGUGGAUGUUGACAAUAUUUAUUUGUCUUUAAGAAAAUGGCUAGUGGCAGCAUAAAUGGAAAUUGUUUAAUGA